AUGCAGCUUAAAAUAAUGAUGCCGAAAAAGAAGCACUUAUCUGCAAGCAGAGCACCCCUGAUACUCUUCCUGUGCCAGAUGAUUAGUGCACUGGAAGUCCCUCUUGAUCCAAAACUUCUUGAAGACUUGGUACAACCUCCAACCAUUACUCAACAGUCUCCAAAAGAUUACAUUAUUGACCCACGGGAGAAUAUUGUAAUCCAGUGUGAGGCCAAAGGGAAACCUCCUCCAAGUUUCUCCUGGACCCGAAAUGGGACUCAUUUCGACAUAGAUAAAGACCCUCUUGUCACCAUGAAGUCUGGCUCGGGAACCCUCACAGUCAACAUCAUGAGCGAGGGGAAAGCAGAGACCUAUGAAGGAGUUUAUCAGUGUACAGCCAGGAACGAACGCGGGGCUGCAAUUUCUAAUAACAUUGUCAUCCGUCCAUCCAGGUCACCGUUGUGGACCAAAGAAAAACUUGAACGAAUAACACUUAGAAAUGGCCAGUCUUUGGUACUGCCCUGCAGACCCCCAGUUGGGUUACCACCACCUAUAAUAUUCUGGAUGGAUAAUUCCUUUCAAAGACUUCCACAGAGUGAGAGAGUUUCCCAGGGUCUGAAUGGAGACCUUUAUUUUUCCAAUGUGCUCCCAGAGGAUACCCGGGAAGACUACAUCUGUUACGCACGAUUUAAUCACACUCAAACCAUACAGCAGAAGCAACCUAUUUCUGUGAAGGUGAUAUCAGUGGAUGAAUUGAAUGACACUAUAGCUGCUAAUUUGAGUGACACUGAGUUUUAUGGUGCUAAAUCACAUAGAGAGAGGCCACCAACAUUUUUAACUCCAGAAGGCAAUGCAAGCCGCAAAGAGGAAUUACGAGGAAAUGUCCUUUCACUUGAGUGCAUUGCAGAAGGGCUGCCUACCCCAAUUAUUUACUGGAUAAAAGAAGAUGGAACACUCCCCAUCAACCGGACAUUUUAUAGGAACUUUAAGAAAACUCUGCAGAUUGUUCAGGUUACAGAAGCAGACUCUGGGAAUUACCAGUGUAUAGCCAAAAAUGCACUAGGAGCCAUCCAUCAUAUCAUUUCUGUCACAGUUAAAGCGGCUCCGUACUGGAUCAUAGCACCUCAAAAUCUUGUGCUGUCCCCAGGAGAGGAUGGAACCCUGAUCUGCAGAGCUAAUGGCAACCCCAAACCCAGAAUUAGCUGGUUAUUGAAUGGAGUCCCCAUAGAAAUUGCCCCUGAUGACCCCAGCAGAAAAAUAGAUGGCGAUACCAUUAUUUUUUCAAACGUUCAAGAAAGAUCAAGUGCGGUGUAUCAGUGUAAUGCCUCUAACGAAUAUGGAUAUUUACUGGCAAAUGCAUUUGUAAAUGUCCUGGCUGAGCCACCACGAAUCCUUACGUCUGCAGACACACUCUAUCAAGUCAUUGCAAACAGGCCGGCUUUACUAGACUGUGCCUUCUUUGGGUCUCCUCUGCCUACCAUCGAGUGGUUUAAAGGCGCUAAAGGGAGUGCCCUUCGUGAAGAUAUCUAUGUUUUACAUGAAAAUGGAACUUUGGAAAUUCCUGUGGCCCAGAAGGACAGUACGGGAACUUAUACAUGUGUUGCAAGGAAUAAGUUAGGAAUGGCGAAGAAUGACAUUCACUUAGAGAUCAAAGAUCCAACGAGGAUCAUUAAACAGCCUGAAUAUGCAGUUGUGCAAAGAGGGAGCACGGUGUCCUUUGAAUGCAUAGUGAAGCACGAUCACACUUUAAUCCCCACCGUCAUGUGGCUAAAGGACCACAGGGAGCUGCCCAGUGACGGAAGGUUCACUGUUGACAAGGACCAUUUGGUGGUCGCUGAUGUCAAUGAUGAUGAUGGUGGGACCUACACAUGUGUGGCCAACACAACUCUGGACAACGUUUCGGCCAGUGCUGUGCUCAGCGUUGUCGCUCCCACUCCAACUCCAGCUCCCAUUUACGAUGUCCCAAAUCCUCCCUUUGACUUAGAAUUGACGGAUCAACUAGACAGGAGUGUUCAGCUGUCAUGGACCCCAGGCGAUGACAACAAUAGCCCUAUUUCAAAAUUCAUCAUUGAAUAUGAAGAUGCAAUGCAUGAGCCGGGGCUGUGGCAUCACCAAACUGAAGUCCCUGGAGCUCAGACCACAGCCCAGCUGAAGUUGUCGCCCUAUGUCAACUAUUCCUUCCGAGUGAUGGCAGUAAACAGCCUGGGAAGGAGCUUGCCCAGCGAGGCAUCUGAGCAGUAUUUGACUAAAGCUGCAGAACCAGAUAAAAAUCCCACGGCUGUGGAAGGGCUGGGAUCAGAGCCGGAUAAUUUGGUGAUUACGUGGAAGCCCUUGAAUGGUUUCGAAUCUAAUGGGCCAGGCCUUCAGUACAAAGUUAGCUGGCGCCAGAAGGAUGGUGAUGAUGAAUGGACGUCUAUGGUUGUGGCAGAUGUAUCCAAAUACAUUGUCUCGGGCACCCCGACCUUUGUCCCAUACCUGAUCAAAGUUCAGGCCCUGAACGACGCGGGCUUUGCUCCAGAGCCAGCUGUGGUCCUGGGACAUUCUGGAGAAGACCUCCCAAUGGUGGCUCCCGGGAAUGUGCACGUAAACGUGGUAAACAGCACCUUAGCCGAGGUGCACUGGGACCCGGUACCUCUGAAAAGUAUCCGAGGACACCUGCAGGGCUAUCGGAUUUACUACUGGAAGGCACAGAGUUCAUCAACCAGAAACAGACGCCAUAUUGAGAAAAAGAUCCUCACUUUCCAGGGCAGCAAGACUCAUGGCAUGUUGCCUGGGCUGGAGCCCUUUAGCCACUACACACUGAAUGUCCGCGUGGUCAAUGGGAAAGGGGAGGGCCCAGCCAGCCCCGACAGGGUCUUCAAUACCCCGGAAGGAGUCCCCAGCGCUCCAUCCUCUUUGAAGAUUGUUAAUCCAACGCUAGAUUCUCUCACUUUGGAAUGGGAGCCACCAAGCCACCCGAAUGGCGUUUUGACAGAGUACACCUUAAAAUAUCAGCCAAUUAACAGCACCCAUGAAUUAGGCCCUCUGGUGGAUUUGAAAAUUCCUGCCAACAAGACCCGCUGGACUUUAAAAAAUUUAAAUUUCAGCACUCGGUAUAAAUUUUAUUUCUAUGCACAAACAGCAGCAGGAUCAGGAAAUCAAAUAACAGAGGAAGCAAUAACAACUGUGGAUGAAGGUAAGAUGGCUGGUAUUCUCCCACCUGAUGUAGGUGCAGGCAAAGCGAUGGCAAGCCGGCAGGUGGAUAUAGCGACGCAGGGCUGGUUCAUUGGUCUAAUGUGUGCUGUCGCUCUCCUGAUCUUAAUUUUGCUGAUUGUUUGCUUCAUCAGAAGAAACAAAGGUGGUAAAUAUCCAGUUAAAGAAAAGGAAGAUGCCCAUGCGGAUCCUGAAAUCCAACCUAUGAAGGAAGAUGACGGCACUUUUGGAGAAUACAGUGAUGCAGAAGACCACAAGCCUUUAAAAAAAGGCAGUCGAACACCUUCAGACAGGACUGUGAAAAAGGAAGAUAGCGAUGACAGCCUAGUUGACUAUGGAGAGGGGGUGAAUGGCCAGUUCAAUGAGGACGGCUCCUUUAUUGGACAGUACAGUGGUAAGAAAGAGAAAGAACCAGCCGAAGGAAACGAAAGCUCAGAGGCACCGUCUCCCGUCAACGCCAUGAAUUCCUUUGUUUAAUCUGUGAGCUCUUUGCCAAUAUCCCACUUUUCUCAAAUGUUUAUCUUAAGUAUUUGUCGGUCCGCCUUCUCAUACUUUGAACAUUGAGGCAGAAAGUCUGUGUUCUGCUGUGUGUUCAUAUGAUGAGAACCAUCAAAGCAAGAACCUAACUCAGUCAAAUGAUAUCUUAAUGUGAACUGCAGUGCAAAGUGCAUACUUUUUCAUUCAACAUAGGUUAUCUUGAUUUCCUGAGAACUGAUAAAAAAUAACACAGUGUCAUCAACAGAUCAUGUUCUUCCCUCUUCGGGAUACAGUUCACUAGGAUGCAUGAAAAAUGCUACACCUUUAAAGAAUAUACCUGUGUAUGUUAUUCAAACAUGGGUUGGUACUUUGUUUAUACUCUCCUCCGCUGAACCCCUAAAUAUGAAUUCCGUUUGCAUUGUCAAGAGUGUUACUGUAGUAUUCUCUAGAACUUCAGUGUCUUUGUGGACAUUGUCGUGAAAUUGGUGACUCUAUGUCUAGCUGUCAUUAGUCUUUUGGGGAGACUGUUAGGCACAGUGUGUACAGUCUCUACUUGCUAAAUGCGUUAAUUAUGACAGGUGCAUUUGCUCAUGCUUAUGAGACGCUCUUACCUGCUCUUUGAUCCUGUUACUCCACAGACUUCUUAAUCGUCCAGGUAUUACAGCGGCACAGUGUUCUACCUUUUACAUCCUCUCUCCUUUCAGUGCUUUUUAGGCAUAAACAAUGCGUAUUGCAAUGCAUCUUGGCAUUUGUGGCAGACCGAGAGAAUACCAAACAGAUCACUCCAAUUCAGUGUCAAAAAUUAUUCCAGAAAGCACAGGGCAAGACACAUGCAGUGCCUUCAGACGAUAAGCAUUCCACAGCGUACCGCCUUCUGUAUCAUUCGGUACAGUCGACUCGGAGUCCUAGAUUACUAUCAUUGUCUAAAAGUAACUUUGAAAAAGCAUAGUUCAUGAAAACUGCAACACUGAAAAAAAAAAAAGGAACUGUGAAAAUAAAAUUAGGAAGAUAGUUUAUUUUAAGGGGCAUGAUUUCCCCCAUAGGUAUAAAAAGAAAAGCUUUAUCACCAACUGGAGCAAGUGAUGAUUUUGUGGUCUUUUAUGGGUCCUAUUAAUACAAGUCACAUUCAGUAAGAAAGAUGUCAACUUGGUAGGUAGAAAAUUUUUACAAAAACAAGUUAUUCCAAAACUAACAGGAUACAACAGCACACCAACAGGAAUAUAUUUUCCUCUAAGUCUCUAUGUAUGUGGCAGCUUUUGAAACUCUGCAGCAUUAAACAAUGUGUAUCAAAUUGCAUGGAUGCCUUGCAGAAUCUAAGAAGUCUGACAAGUGCUAACAAGGCCAACAGUCAAAGGGAUUACAUCUCCAGUUUCAAAAAGAAGCAUAUAUAUUCUAUCAUAUUCAUAAAUAAUAUCUAUCAAAUGGUUUCCUUCCAAAUAUGAAAAUCUAUAACAACCUAUGGUUGAAGGAAUGCUCAGUUUCAUUUGCCAAUAAAUUGGUUUCUCAUAACUUGCAUCAAGUUUAAUUUUAAGUAAAGCUUUUUAUAUGUAGAUAUUUUGUUGAAUCUGUAAAUACACUUAAAGUGUAGAUGCUAUAUGCUUAUAGGUGUUACGUACAAAUAAACAGGCCAACGAUGUUUAUGUUGUACUGUAUAAGAUGUUAGCUAAUUAAUACAGUGCAUGGGAUUGGAAAGCAUUUAAUUAAAUGCCUUUUGGGUUUUUAUUUUCCCUUUUUGCUGUGAAACUGAAAGAGUGAACUAUUUUCCACAUUGACAGCAGGUUUCUAGAAGAAAUCUUCAGAGCUUUGCCUAAGCACAGUUUGAAGUAAUCCCAGGUAAAGAUGGCCCUACCUAGUUUCAUAUCUCCAAUAUGCACUUUUCACAGAUCAACCUUUCUAGUGGAAAUCCAGAAAGACAAAACAGGCUGCCUUGGCAUCCGAGAGCACAAAGAUAAGUUACUUAAAAUUUGCCAGUGUGUGCGGGGACAAGAAAAGUACAGUGUUUCCUCUUCCAUAAUGGUAGAUGCUAAAUUUGUGCAUGAAGGGGUCAUUUCUGUACUUGU
Molecule: messenger RNA, 5708 nt
Organism: Lagenorhynchus albirostris (white-beaked dolphin)
Lineage: Eukaryota; Metazoa; Chordata; Mammalia; Artiodactyla; Delphinidae
Gene: NRCAM
Product: neuronal cell adhesion molecule
Exons: 28
Coding region: 1-3648 (1215 amino acids)
Biological process (GO): brain development; cell-cell adhesion
Molecular function (GO): cell-cell adhesion mediator activity
Source: RefSeq, a predicted model, not a curated record